AUGCAUUGGCUGGCGCUGAUGACACUGCAGGCUUUGUGGUUGGGUCUGUGUCAUGCUAUGCUACACUACCCAGCUUCGUGGGGACACUACGACGUGUGUAAAUCCCAGGUCUACACAGAGGAUGGUCUAACAUGGCACUAUAUGGCCUGUCAGCCUGAAGCCACAGAUAUGACCAAAUACCUGAGAGUGACCCUAGACCCUCCAAACAUCACCUGUGGCGAUCCUCCAGAGAUGUACUGUGCGCUGGAGAAUCCAUACAUGUGCAACAAUGAAUGUGACGCCUCCACAGAGGAGCUUGCCCACCCCCCUGAGCUAAUGUUUGAUUCGGAAGGUCGAAACCCAACAACAUUCUGGCAGUCAACAUCCUGGAAGAAAUACCCAAAACCUCUACAGGUCAACAUCACCCUGUCCUGGAACAAAACCAUUGAGUUAACAGAUGAUAUUGUCCUGACCUUUGAAUCUGGACGACCAGAACAAAUGGUGCUGGAGAAGUCGUUGGACUAUGGUCGCACAUGGCAGCCAUACCAGUUCUAUGCUACAGACUGUCUCGAUGCCUUUACUAUGGAGCCAAAGGCGGUUCACGAGCUCACCCAACGCACCCUAUUAGAUAUCAUCUGUACAGAAGACUACUCCAGGGGCUAUGUUUGGAAGUAUGACAAGACCGUACGUUUUGAAAUCAAAGAUCGUUUUGCCUUGUUUGCUGGGCCACGUCUGCACAAUAUGGCUUCACUGUAUGGUCAGCUGGACACCACCAAGAAUCUGAGAGAUUUCUUCACCAUCACGGACCUCCGUAUCAGACUGCUACGACCUGCAACAGGUGCAACCAUGGUGGAUGAGAACAACCUUUCCAGAUAUUUUUACGCCAUCUCUGACAUCAAAGUGCAGGGCAGGUGCAGGUGUAAUCUUCAUGCCAAUAGCUGUGUGUAUGACAAAGGAAAGCUGGCCUGUGAGUGUGAACACAACACCACGGGGCCAGACUGUGGGCGCUGUAAGAGGCACUACCACGGCAGAGCUUGGAGUAUGGGAUCCUACCUGCCAAUCCCCAAAGGCACUGCAAAUAUCUGUAUUCCCAGCAAUGUUGGCCCAGCUGUUCGACCAAAUGCCUCAUCCCUUGGGGUUGCCAACCGAAAUCAAGCUCAAGUCUGUGACAACAUGCUGUUGCGCUGUCAGAACGGGGGUGUGUGCCACCUCCACCAGCGUUGCCACUGUCCGCCAGGCUUCACCGGCGUGCUGUGCGAGAGGGUCCGCUGCCAAGGCGAGACGUGCGAGGAGCCUGCAUCUGGUCAGGCAACCCCCCAUCCUGCUCUUACCAGCCAGGCCCUCCUGCUGCUGCUACCACUGGCUCUCAUCCCAUCCCAGCUGGCCACCUGGGGCUACACAUCAUUCUGA
Messenger RNA from Chanos chanos (milkfish), 1389 nucleotides. It is a transcript of the gene ntng1b, whose product is annotated as netrin g1b. NCBI's taxonomy places the organism in Eukaryota, Metazoa, Chordata, Actinopteri, Gonorynchiformes, Chanidae. Gene Ontology annotation, biological process: tissue development; axonogenesis; animal organ morphogenesis. The coding region runs from base 1 to 1389 and encodes 462 amino acids. The record is from RefSeq and is a predicted model, not a curated record. The transcript has 6 exons.